Messenger RNA from Capsicum annuum, 748 nucleotides. RefSeq names its product heavy metal-associated isoprenylated plant protein 20. The record is from RefSeq and is a predicted model, not a curated record. Gene Ontology annotation, molecular function: metal ion binding. The transcript has 3 exons. The coding region runs from base 114 to 557 and encodes 147 amino acids. Lineage: Eukaryota; Viridiplantae; Streptophyta; Magnoliopsida; Solanales; Solanaceae.
UCCAUAUAUACCUGCAUAUUCAAUCAUGCUUCUUAUAAAUUCUUCGCAUUAACCUCUCUUUCUUCCCUAUAAUUUAUACAAAAAAAAUAAAAUAAUUAUUUUGAAAGAAAAGAAUGGGUAUUAUAGAUCACAUAUCAGAUAUGUUUGAGGUUACAAGUACUAGGAAGAGCAAACGUAAACCAUUGCAGACAGUUGAAAUAAAGGUAAAAAUGGAUUGUGAUGGAUGUGAAAGGAGGGUUACUAAUGCAGUGUCCUCUAUCAAAGGUGUGAAAUCAGUGGACGUAAGCAGGAAGCAAAGCCGAGUAACAGUGAGUGGUUAUGUUGAACCAAAAAAGGUGUUAAAGAAGGUGCAAAACACAGGAAAGAAGGCAGAAUUUUGGCCAUAUGUAGAAUAUAAUUUGGUGUCAUAUCCAUAUGCACCAGGAGCCUACGACAAAAAAGCACCCUCUGGCUACGUGAGAGAUGUUCCACAAGCUUUUCAAACACCAAAUACUCCUACUGAGAGAUUUACUUCAAUGUUCAGUGAUGAAAAUCCUAAUGCUUGUGCAAUCAUGUGAAGGAUAUAUACAGUGCAUGGAUUUUUGUAUGUUGGAAUUUGGAAGCGUUAUACUAGUAAAAUUUUGGUCUUAGCUAGAUUUGCUUUUUGUAAAACCCAAAAAAGCUGUUUAGGUCUUGAGUUGUAUAUUGGAAGUUCCUUUCCGUGUGCUUUUGUAGAUAUGAAAAUAAAUAUUAGUAUUAAAUACCACUA